UCAUGUGAGAGGAGUGGCACAGUGGAUACACCACACUGUCACGCAGCAGUGAAUCUGAAAGAAACUGAAGUCAGAUGGCAGAGAUCAGCUGGGCAGUGUGUGGGCAGACGCUGUAAAAGGUACCUGUAUCGAAUCUUCAGUGAAAUGGGAAUAAAAAGCUAAACUAACCCACAGAUCAUCAGUACUAGUUCAGGCUGGGGCAGAACCAAGAUGAAGCUCUUUCUCCUCCUCCUCUGCGCAUCUCAUACAGCAGCAGAAAUCUACCUGUACAUCACCAAGUUCACUGCAGUUACAGGGAUAGCAGGCCUGCCUGAGUUUACAGCUGUGUCCUUCCUUCACGGAAAGCAGAUUGAUUAUUAUGACAGCAAAUGCCACACCCUCCUCCCCAGACAGGUGUGGGCAAAGAGGGUCUUUGGCGACCCCUACUGGCAGAGAACCACACGGCUGCGCUUUUCAGAAUCUCUACACUUACAAAAUGGACUCAGCAGUGCGAUGGAGAGCUCUGGGCAUAAGGAAGGUGUGCACACCUUUCAGAGGAUGUACGGCUGCUUGUGGGAUGAGGACACUGGUUACUCUGAUGGAUUUGACGUGUACGGCUAUGAUGGAGUGAACUUCAUAACUCUGAAUCUGGAGAGCAGGAGAUUCUCAGCUUUGGUUCCUGAGGCCAAAUCCAUGGCACAGGAGUGGAACCGGAACACAACCCAGAUCGAGACUCUUCUCCUCUACUACACCCAUGAGUGUGUCGCCUGGCUGAAGACGUUUUUUGUUAAGAAUCAUAAGCAACACAAAUACUGGGGAGCAGCGUAUCAGUAUUAUGAAUUUGAGGCGAUCGUCAUACCUACAAUAACACAGCACUUGAGGCCGGGUUUGCUUUCAGUGGUGGUGUGUCACGUUACAGACCUGUCCACCGAAACUGUGCAGGUGUCCUGGCAGAAAAAUGAAGAGGAUGUCAAGGACUAUGUGGAGAUUGGAGAGACUCUGCCCAGCGGAGACGGGACCUUCCAGAAGACCAUCUACCUUGCUGUGAGGCUGGAGGAGCUGAAAAAGAACAAGUACAGCUGUGCUGUGGAAUUCAGGACGUUGACGGGAAAAUCACUCCUGACAAUAUCACAGGACACCUUGUUCAAAAUGAACUACGGAGCCCACUCUCACACUCAUGCUCGUCAUUCUAAAUGGGGCUCUAAUGAUGAAGAUGAUUAUGAUGAUGAAGCCUAUGUUGAUGAAGACUACGAUGAUGAUGAUGAUGAUGAUGAUAACUGACAGCAUCCAUUCUUUCGAAGAUGAGUGAAUGAGGAAAAAGGAUGAAUGUUGUCUGUGUGUGACAUCGCGUCAGCCCCUCAGGGGUGAAGCUGUUCUCCAACUGUGAAGUGUUUUCCUCAGUGUUUCCGAAUAACGUCUGAACUUUAAUGCUGUGAACUUCCUUCUGAUAUGCCAGAAUAAUGAAAUCUCACAUGUCCAGAUGUUUGUAGACACCAGCUUUUCUUCUGAAAUGAGGGGUAUUACUAGAGAGUUUGUCCCUCUUUGCUGCAGUAACAGCCUCUAAUCUUCUGGGAAGGCUUUACUCUAGAUUUUGGAACAUUGUAGUGAGGAUUUGAUUUGAGUAAGGUGAUGUGAUGUUGGAUUUCCAGCUGAUCCCAAAGGUACUGGAUGGAGCGCCAUCAACCCAGAGAACACAGUUCCACUGUUGCACAGCCAAAUGCGGGGGGCUUCAUAACCUCCUAGCCAUCUAGUUUAGGCUUAGUGACCUCAAGCUCGUGUGCAGCUGCUCCAGAGCUUCCCAUUCUAUUGGUCAGUGCUUUUCCAUGGAGAUUAUAUAAACUGUGUGUGGGUGUGAUUCAGCGUCAGUGAUGGUUGCAGCUUAAAGUAACUGAAUUCAAUCAUUAAAAGUGCUGUCUGGAAACUUUUGGACAUGUUGUUGUGUAAUAAUAAAUGAAGUACAACUUAUGAUCAGUUUUUUUUCUCUAAAAUUGUUUUUAAAAGUAAACGCUGUCUUAUUCUGUGUAAUAUAUUGUCUAAUUAAAAAGUUUGUCAUUGUUCA
This is a messenger RNA of Pygocentrus nattereri (red-bellied piranha), 2038 nucleotides long. RefSeq names its product major histocompatibility complex class I-related gene protein-like. The record is from RefSeq and is a predicted model, not a curated record. Bases 211 to 1260 code for a protein of 349 amino acids. Gene Ontology annotation, biological process: immune response. NCBI's taxonomy places the organism in Eukaryota, Metazoa, Chordata, Actinopteri, Characiformes, Serrasalmidae. Gene Ontology annotation, cellular component: external side of plasma membrane. The transcript has 7 exons.